CAGGCUGAUUGCCCAUUCAUUGUAUGCAUGACGUAUGCAUUCCAUACCCAAGACAAGCUCUGUUUCAUCUUGGACCUAAUGAAUGGGGGGGAUCUCCAUUACCAUCUUUCUCAGCAUGGGGUCUUCAAUGAAUCUGACAUGCGCUUCUAUGCUGCAGAAGUGAUCUUGGGUCUUGAGCAUAUGCAUAGAAGAUUCAUUGUGUAUCGUGAUCUGAAACCAGCAAACAUCCUCUUGGAUGAGCAUGGCCAUGUGCGAAUCUCUGAUCUUGGUCUUGCCUGUGAUUUUUCCAAGAAGAAGCCUCAUGCCUCUGUUGGCACUCAUGGAUAUAUGGCUCCAGAGGUCCUGUCAAAGGGAACUGCAUAUGAUUCAAGUGCAGACUGGUUCUCUUUUGGAUGUAUGCUUUACAAGCUGCUCAAGGGCCAUAGCCCCUUCCGACAACACAAAACCAAAAACAAACACGAGAUUGAUCGCAUGACUCUCACCAUGGUAAGUCGCAUUGUAUGACACUUUUGCUUAGUAGUCUUUGGCUUGAGAAAUCUCC
Molecule: messenger RNA, 541 nt
Organism: Darwinula stevensoni
Lineage: Eukaryota; Metazoa; Arthropoda; Ostracoda; Podocopida; Darwinulidae
Source: the annotation of a GenBank genome assembly